ACAUGCGGGCCCCAAUCCAUCUUCAACCUUCAGUAGUGCUUUUUCUGUAGGGGCACCUUCAACCAGCGACUUUCAGAAAUACAAUAAAUUAUAUUUUCUCCACAGACACCAUGUCCUUUCUGACUACAGGUAUCAGCAGGCUAGCGCCAAGACUCCUUAAUUCAAAGAAUGCCACCUGCAUCCUUGUGGCGUCCAGACAUGCCAGCUCCUCAACAAAUCUAAAGGAUGUUCUAACAGAGCUUAUUCCAAAAGAACAAAGUAGGAUCAAGAGCUUCAAACAGCAGUAUGGAAAAACCAACAUUGGAUCGAUCACUGUUGAUAUGGUCUAUGGAGGGAUGAGGGGCAUGAAGGGUCUGGUGUACGAGACCUCAGUGCUGGAUCCUGAUGAGGGAAUCCGUUUCCGGGGCUACAGCAUUCCGGAGUGUCAGCAGCUGUUGCCCAAGGCUCCAGGAGGUCAGGAGCCACUGCCUGACGGCCUCUUUUGGCUGCUGGUCACAGGACAGGUCCCCACAGAGGAACAGGUGAGCUGGUUGUCCAAAGAAUGGGCUAAGCGUGCAGCACUCCCCUCCCACGUGGUCACCAUGCUAGAUAACUUCCCCACCAACCUGCACCCCAUGUCCCAGUUCAGCGCUGCCAUCACAGCUCUGAACAGCGAGAGCAGCUUUGCCCGGGCCUACUCUGAGGGCGUCAACAAGGCCAAGUACUGGGAGUUCAUCUAUGAGGACUCCAUGGACUUGAUUGCCAAGUUGCCGUGUGUUGCUGCUAAGAUCUACCGUAACCUGUACCGUGAGGGCAGCAGCAUUGGCGCCAUCGACUCCAACCUGGACUGGUCCGCUAACUUCGCCAACAUGCUGGGCUACAGCGACUCUGCUGAGUUCACUGAACUAAUGAGGCUCUACCUUACCAUCCACAGUGACCACGAGGGAGGUAACGUCAGUGCCCACACCAGUCACCUGGUGGGCAGUGCUCUCUCUGACCCUUACCUCUCCUUCAGUGCUGCUCUGAACGGGCUGGCUGGACCUCUGCAUGGACUGGCCAACCAGGAGGUGCUGGUGUGGCUGACGGCCCUGCAGAAGGAGAUGGGAGGGGAGGUGUCUGAUGAGAAGAUGAGGGAUUACAUCUGGAACACACUCAAGUCUGGCAGGGUGGUGCCAGGCUAUGGGCAUGCUGUCCUGAGGAAGACUGACCCCAGGUACCAAUGCCAGCAGGAGUUUGCCUUCAAGCACCUGCCCAAUGACCCCAUGUUCAAACUGGUGCACCAGCUCUACAAGAUUGUGCCCCCAGUACUGCUGGAGCAGGGCAAGGCCAAGAACCCCUGGCCCAAUGUCGACGCCCACAGUGGAGUGUUGCUGCAGUACUAUGGGAUGACAGAGAUGAACUACUACACUGUGCUGUUUGGUGUGUCCCGAGCCCUGGGUGUGCUGGCCCAACUUAUCUGGAGCCGAGCCCUGGGCUUCCCUCUGGAGCGCCCCAAGUCCAUGAGCACAGACGGACUCAUGACCCUGGUGGGGGCCAAUAAGUCCGGCUGAAGAAGAUGAGGGGGAGGAAAUACCGUAUGCAAGUGACGCGUUCCUACAUCAUACUUCCGUGUUCAUGUCCCUGGUCUUUUGAAUGGGCUUCAAGAUUAUAUCAUCAAAUUCAUUAAAACCACCAUUGCGCUACAUUUUUGCUCAGUUGAAGACCAUUCAAAAAGCCUAGAAAAGUUUUAAAAAACUACAAGGCUACUUGUCGCGUCACUUGCAUGGCGUAUUUCAAAUUAAAGCUGACCUCACCCCAUCCCCAUGGAAGAGAUUCAAAGAGACAGUACAUUUUUUUUUUUUUAUUAAUCCAAAAAGGGCUUUUUAAUAUUUACAUGAUUUAGCGCAGGCACGUGCACAGAUAGAAGUCAACCUAUGCCCAGCUCCUGUCCCUUGGCCCUCCCACUCGCCAAGUGCCCUUUUGGGUUGUGGUAUAGUUAUAAUUUUUUGUAUGAAGUUUUAUUGUUCUGAACCCAUUGCCCGCAAGUCGGUGUGAUGUUGUCAAGUUCACCCACCCCGUCCGUUGGUUGCCCCUGAUGGUCUGCCCUGUAUAGAGCUUGCGCGCGCCAGGUUGCACCUUUAUCCCAGACUGCCCUGUACUGAGAUUGCGUAUGCUGGUCUCCAAACAUGCAUGGCUUGAAAUGUGGCCACCGGUCGAGUGUGUGUAAAUGUCAACAGUACUACCGCAGCAGCAUAGCAUUUUGAUUAACAUCAUCAGUAUUUGGUCUGGUUGGCUGAUACGUGCAGCAGAGAGAGGCAAAAAGACGGAGCGGAACGGUUGCAUCAACGACCCUUGCUCCGACCCAACUCCAUCCCUUCCUCAGUCGGCAGCAACACAGGCAGUCUAGACGCUAGCUAAUCACCAUAUACAAAAAUAUCCACAAAAGCCACUAGCCAGCCAUAUAUCUUGAGUUAGAAGAUAAUUAAUAUUACGUUAUAAUUUAAGAGCAUUGAAGAUAAAUCGCAAUCAUUAAACAAUGGAGCUAACUAACAGGUCAAUCAAUGAUCUGCUGACAGCUCACCCUCUUUUCCCCAUGUCAAUCAUGUCUUUAGGAGGCACUCUAACUAGCUUCCUUACAAUAUGUGAUGAGCGAGUGUGUUGUUGCAAAAAUGUAUGUCUGUUCAGAUUUUGUCAAAUGUUCACUACAGAGGCAGUUGGUAUGUUCAGAAUUUUAAAAUGUGAAUUAUGAGUUGUUUUUUGGGGGAGGGGGGGGCACUUGCCCCCUGGAAGGUCUGUGCAUGGCCCUGAUUUAGUGUGAGACUGUGUUAGGUAGGUACUCAUGUAUACACUUCACCUGCCUAGAAAUUACAACUUCAAUUUAUUUCCAGUGUUCUCUAACACCAUGCCUCUGGUAAUGUGGCCUGGACUGCCCCACCUCGGUAUUAGUUUCCACCUACCUCUGUUCCUCAGACUCAAGCCACUUACAGUACAGUAGGCCAAUGCAGUCUGCUGGCAUCUCAUCAGCCUCCCCAUGUGCCUGUGAGGACUGGGCUGCACCAACUGAUGUAAGAUGUCAAGGGGCUUAAAAAGUAGUAUGCAAUCCAAACUGAUGGCUCUGUUUUACCAUUGUUUCACUCUGAGCAGUUUGAUUUCCAGGCUACAUAAAAAAUGUAAUUUUAUGUGGGUAAUUAGAGUAAUCACAAAUGGUCAUCAAUUGAGAUUUAACUUGAGUAUGUCUUACAUCUAUAUUUAACUUGAGUGGUAGUUUGACAUCAAACAUUUUUACUAACUUAGUAACGUUGCAAGUAACUUCUAAUUUGAGUCACAUUUUCCUGCUGAUGUUUGCUGAAGCUUCAAUAUUGUCUGGAAAGUCUUGCUUAAUCUAAACCAACAGGGAAAUAUAUUUUUGUUGUUGCCUGAAACCCUCACCACGUUUCUCUAUGCAAUUUCUCCCUGACUAUACUCUAGCAGUAGCUACACUCCAGUAAAGGAAAAAGGUUCUUCCUUGUAAAAGUAUCUAACUUCUAUUGAAGAUGUUCAAUAUAUCAAAGGAAGAAUGCAAAUUAGUAAAAAAAUAUAUAUAUAUACUGCCCCUUUAAAUCUUUUUGUCUCACCAGAUUCCCUGACUUCAAUGGAUUUAACCUUGAACACACCUCUGAUCAAAAUAACUUUUUCUUUUUUUCAUUGUCAUUCAACUUGUUUUACAUUCUUUCCUUUCAUUUUCUGUCUGGGCAUCUUUUGAAAUGUAGGAUUGAUAUGUGUAGGUAGGAGCAUAUGAUCGAAGACCUUUGGUUGUAGCCUGGAGUACCCAAAGGCCUGAUUGCAAAGGCGUAGACUUAUAUAUUUGAAGGAUUGAGAGAAGGACAUGGCGUUCUGCUUUUAGUAUGUGCUUGAACAUAAGUAUGCAGCCAAGAAGGGAUUUUUAUCUGUUGUGGUCCUGUCUAAUUUUGGUGUAUGUUGUUAAUUAUGCCCCAGAGUGCUUCAGUGAUUUGAGCUGCUACUCCAAAAUGAGCGCUUGCCAGUUUGGAAUCUCUUAUUCUUAGAAAUAGGAAAAGCCCUAUUUGAUUUUGUCCUUUUUAUUAGAGGUUUUGGGUGUUUACUGAAUAACCAUGUAAUGUAUAGAGAGGAUAAUCCUAUAGUGGGUACAUCAUUUGUAGUUUUAUUUAUACUUUGUGUAUAUAGUUAUAAAUAUAUGUAUAGCUUGAAUGUAUGAGCUCUACGCAACCAUAUUGCUCAGUCAUACAGCUGUGUGACUUCCAACCAACCUCACUCAUCACCAUAUUUCAGUUUGACAUGUUUUGAAAGUUACUCUUACAAUGAAGUAGAUGUACGUACUCUGGCUGUCUUGUAAAUAAAUCUAUUGCCCAUUUUUAUGGGCUUCUUCUGCUGCCAAGUGGAUGUUUGCUUUGACUGAUUCAAGCUUGCUCUCAGGCCAUAGCAGCAGUUGGUCCGAGGCCCAUAGCAGCUUUCCUUGUCUGCUUUAAUAUAGGAUUAUCAACACUCCAUUGUGUGGCAUCAGUGGGACCCUGCUCACUUGAAAAACAAAAUUAUCAAUAUUUGACUGUUACUUCAAGUUUAUAUGCCUUUUGUCUCUUGGUUUUUUUUUCUUAGUCUUGUGGAACAUCUGGUUGUUUCUGAUCAAAGCAGGUGUAGGAGAUGUGAAACCAGGGAAGAGCCAUUGAAGUUGGAUGCAUUUGGGAAACUAUAGCGGGAUGGGGCUGGAUAGGUCAAAUGGGAGAAAGGAGCUUAGUAGAACAAAAAUGGAAAACCAAUAAAUGAUUUUAAUAACA
Messenger RNA from Salvelinus sp. IW2-2015, 4748 nucleotides. RefSeq names its product citrate synthase, mitochondrial. NCBI's taxonomy places the organism in Eukaryota, Metazoa, Chordata, Actinopteri, Salmoniformes, Salmonidae. The record is from RefSeq and is a predicted model, not a curated record. Gene Ontology annotation, biological process: carbohydrate metabolic process; tricarboxylic acid cycle; citrate metabolic process. Gene Ontology annotation, cellular component: mitochondrial matrix.